Molecule: messenger RNA, 975 nt
Organism: Balaenoptera acutorostrata (minke whale)
Lineage: Eukaryota; Metazoa; Chordata; Mammalia; Artiodactyla; Balaenopteridae
Gene: TM2D3
Product: TM2 domain containing 3
Exons: 6
Coding region: 60-818 (252 amino acids)
Source: RefSeq, a predicted model, not a curated record
CCGCUUCUCCCCGCUCGGCCCGGCGUCCCCCGCGACCCGGAAGUGCUCCCGCCGGCAAGAUGGCGGCUGCAGGGGUUCUGCUGCGGGAUCUGCGGCGCCUGUGUCGCGUGCUGCUGUUCCUCUCGCAGUUCUACAUCCUCUCGGGCGGCGGGUCCUUCAGUGUAGAGCCUUCGCAGCCGCUGGCUCAGUCCGACAAGGAUCCGGGCCCCACACGUACGUUCACAGUAGUGCCCAGGGCAGCAGAAAGCACCGAUAUCCCACCUUAUAUGAUGAAGUGUCCGAGCAAUGGUUUGUGUAGCAGACUUCCCGCAGACUGUAUAGAGUGCAAGACCAAUUUCUCCUGUGUCUAUGGGAAGCCUGUCACUUUUGACUGCACAGUCAAACCUUCUGUUACCUGUGUUGAUCAAGACUUCAAAUCCCGAAAGAGCUUUGUCCUCAACAUGACUUGCAGGUUCUGCUGGCAGCUUCCAGAAACCGACUACGAGUGCUCCAGCUCCACCAGCUGCAUGGCGGUGUCCUGCCCGCGGCAGCGCUACACGGCCAACUGCACCGUGCGGGACCAUGUCCACUGCCUCGGUAACCGUACUUUUCCGAAAAUGCUGUACUGCAACUGGACUGGCGGUUAUAAGUGGUCUACUGCUCUGGCUCUGAGCAUCACCCUUGGUGGGUUUGGAGCGGACCGCUUCUACCUGGGCCAGUGGCGAGAAGGCCUCGGCAAGCUCUUCAGCUUCGGGGGCCUGGGAAUAUGGACUCUGCUCGACGUCCUGCUCAUUGGAGUCGGCUACGUGGGACCAGCGGAUGGCUCUUUGUACAUUUAGCUGCAGUUGCGCGCUUCAGAGAGGAGCAGUGCUUAGAAAACGGCCUCUUCCCUGUAGGAGUCCAUGUGCCGUGAAUGGUGUAUGUGUAUGUUUUUAAUGUACAGCAUCUGUACUCUGCCUGCCUUGAUGAAGGUAAAAUAAAAAACACUGAACUAUG